AUGACCGACUGCAAGCCAUGCUCUACACCAAUGGAGCAAAACUUGAAGCUCACCCGAGAAAGUGGAGACCUUCUGGAGGAUCAGUCCUUUUACCGGAGUGUGGUGGGAAGUUUAAUAUACCUCACACAUACCAGACCCGACAUAUCCUACGCAGUGCAUGUCAUAAGUCAGUUUGUUGGAGUUGCUCGGACCUUACACAUGGAUGCUGUCAACCGUCUUCUACGCUACCUAAAGGGUACAAGAGAGGUUGGUCUAUUCUUCCCAGUUGGUGGUGAAUCUAUAAUUGAAGCUUUUGCAUAUUCAGAUUAUGCCGGGUGCCCAAACACAAGAAGAUCUACGUUCGGAUGGGGCAUUCGAUUUGGAUAG
Molecule: messenger RNA, 366 nt
Organism: Linum trigynum
Lineage: Eukaryota; Viridiplantae; Streptophyta; Magnoliopsida; Malpighiales; Linaceae
Source: the annotation of a GenBank genome assembly